GUGUUUUCUGGCACUCCUCGUCAUCCAGAGAAGCCCCCGCCAUUUUCAAACGAACGGUCUCUGCUCGAAAGAACAGCAGCAACCAUGGAGUCUCGCACGCUCUUCCUCCACUCCGUCGCCUUCCCUCCAUCUCCUUCUCCUUCUCCUUCUUCUCGUCCUUCUUCUUUGCUACUCGCCGUCAGUUUGAGGUCCGUCUGUUUCAGAAACCGAGCUCUCCUCAGUCGGUGCUCCGUCGCCUCCCGGACCGCCUCCGCCGGCGGCGGCGGCGGCGGCGAGCCGUCCUCCGCUCGCUUCCAGAGCCUCAGGGUCCUGGAGUGGGACAAGCUCUGCGAUUCCGUCGCCUCGUUCGCCGGCACCUCGCUCGGCCGGGAAGCCGCUAAGGCUCGGUUGUGGUCUCUGGAUCAGACGUACGAGGAGAGCAUGAGGCUGUUGAGCGAAACCAAUGCGGCCGUGGAAAUGCACCGACUUGGCGGGUUCAGCUUGGACUUCAGUGGCAUCGAUGCUGCUCUGGUCAAGUCUGCAAUUCAGCGUGCUCGGAGGGACUCACCCAUGAGCGGACAUGAAGCAAUAGCGGUUGCAUCUCUAUUGCAAUUUGCUGAUACUCUACAGCUGAAUCUACGAGCUGCAAUCAAGGAAGAUGCGGAUUGGCAUAGACGCUUCAUGCCUUUGAGUGAAGUGAUUCUGGAAUUCAUAGUAAAUCGAGCUCUUAUUAAGUUGAUACAGCAAGUCCUUGAUGAAGAUGGCUCUGUUAAAGACUCCGCUAGUCCUUUGCUUAAACGGUCACGUGAACAAGUGCGGAUGCUUGAAAAGAGGCUACAUGAGUUGAUGGAUAAAUUAAUGAUGAAUGAUAGGAAUGAGUCAUCCUUCCAAGAAGUGAGUAAUGUCAAUGGAAGAUGGUGCAUAAAGUCCGGAAUGGAUAAGCUGACAAAUUUGAAUGGUCUACUGAUAUCCAGUGGUUCAGGGAAUGGAAAUAUUAUAGAGCCACUUGCUGCCGUUCCUUUAAAUGAUGAGCUGCAACGAGCAAGAGGAUCGGUGGCAAAGGCAGAGGAAGAUGUGCUUCUAAUGUUAACAAAGAAGAUGCAAAUGGAUCUUGAUGAAACUGAAAUUUUGCUGAACAGAAUAAUCCAACUGGAUAUGAUAAAUGCUCGAGCUACUUAUAGUCUUUCAUAUGGGGGCACAUGUCCUGAUCUGCUUCUACAAGAGGAGAAGAGUAGAUUGCUCGACGCUGAAACAUCCUUGUCAGAGCACAAAAUUUCAAAAUCAUCAAACUCCAUGGAAUGGAUGUUGUUUUUGCCUAAAGCUUAUCAUCCCUUGUUGGUCCAGCAGCAUAGACUAAAUCUGCGCAAGGCCCGAAAGGAUCUCAGCAGUGCUGCUGCAGAAAUAGGAAGGAGGAAAAUGGCAGCAGGAAUGUCAAUUAAAGGAGAGUCAGAGAUUGAUAUUGUAGCCCUGAAAGAGCGGGUUGCAGCCAUCGAACAAGCUAAGCCAGUCGCAGUUGAUUUUUUCAUUUCCAGGGAGACUAAGGUUUUGGUCAUUACUGGCCCUAAUACUGGUGGGAAAACUGUAUGCCUUAAAACAAUUGGCUUGGCAGCUCUGAUGGCAAAAUCAGGCCUAUACAUCUUGGCAGCUGAAUCUGUACGGAUCCCUUGGUUUGAUUCUGUCUUUGCUGAUAUUGGUGAUGAACAGUCUUUGUCCCAAUCUUUAUCUACCUUCUCUGGACACUUGAAACAAAUCAGUGACAUUCAAUCAAAAUCAACAAAACAGUCGUUAGUGCUACUAGAUGAAGUUGGUGCGGGAACAAAUCCUCUAGAAGGAGCAGCUCUGGGAAUGUCACUGCUGGAAUCUUUUGCCAAUGGUGCUCUUUUGACAAUAGCUACAACCCAUCAUGGUGAACUGAAAACCCUGAAAUACAGCGCUGCUAGCUUCGAAAAUGCUUGUAUGGAGUUUGAUGAAGUAAAUUUAAAGCCUACUUACAAGAUUCUCUGGGGAAUUCCAGGGCGUUCGAAUGCCAUCAGUAUAGCUGAAAGAUUGGGACUGCCUGGCACAAUUGUCAAUGAUGCUCGUGAACUGUAUGGUUCAGCAAGUGCGGAGAUAAAUGAGCUCAUUACUGAUAUGGAAAAAUACAAGCAGGAAUUCCGUGAGCUGCAACGUGAUUCACAAUCUUACCUAAUGCUCGCGAGGGACCUUCACAGAAAAUUGUUGGCCGCGCGGAGGAGGAUUGAGGAACAACGUAUUGCUCAAAAGAAUAAGAUGUUUAGAGAAAUAUCAGAGGCUGCUGCAGUGGCACGCUCAAUUCUCCAUAAGAGAGUGCGGGAGUUUCGUGCAUCCCAAGUGCAGCGCUUCCAGCCAAUUGGAGUAAAAACAAGCCCGAAGUCAUUGGCUGCCAAGCGCCAACAUAGUAUAGAUGAAGACAGCAAAGAUCUUGUGCAAAGGAAAAGUACAAUCCCGUCUGAACCUCUCAAGCAAUCAUCUUUAGAGAAAAAAUCUGAGCUUCCAGUAGUUGGUGCAAUGAUACAUGUUCCAUCCCUUGGGAGGAAAGCAACGGUUCUGAAAGUGGACUGCUCUAAGAAAGAGAUCGUUGUUCAAGCUGGCAAUAUGAAGUUGAAAUUAAAAUUGAACGACUUUCAGACAUGAUGUUAAAUUCAGGCCCAUGGUCUCCUGUUGUGGUCUAGACUUGCUAUGCUGCCGAGUAAUCUGGAAUGGAUUCCAGUGCCCCCAAGAUAUCAGUGCAUAGGAAAAAAGAUUCCCAUCGUCAUGUCAUUCAUUGUGAAUGGCGGGAUGUAGAACAAAGAUAUCAAAGCCAUAAGUUGAAGAAUGUGAUGGAAAAGGCUGAAAGGUUCGAACGAGCGCUCUCUACUCUCACAUCGUUACACUAUACUGUUGCCAGAUUUCCACUGUAACCGAAGAAAAUUUCCUCUUUAUUAAUGAUGAACUGGAAGACGGGGAAUCUUAGCAGCGAAUUAAAGAUAUGGUUGAGGACUGGGGUCAACUGGAGCUUUAACGUAGUGAAGAGUCAUGGGAGUCUCACUGCACAUGUUCCAUGGGUCCGUAGGUUAUAUGGUUGUGACUCAAUGCUUGUUGAGCAUCUCCGGCUUCCAUUCAAUGUCUUAUCUAUUUAUGAAGGAAAAGUGGUUAUCAGUUCACAAGAGUGGAUGCUUCAGGCUUUUAAUAGGAGGUUUUGGACCGUUUAAGUUCGCAUCAGGACAACUUGCAGUGUCGAGAUUUGGUUGAAUCAACCAGGAGACGACAUCCUCAAGUCUUUGCAGAAGAGGCUUCUCUAGAGAUAAGUUGCAUCGUUUAGAAUCGGUCCAACUAAAUAAAACUUGAUUAACUACAAAAAGUCGUUCAGUUGUGCAUUGGCGAAUUUUCAGACAAUCUGGGUCUAAUCCAUUACUUUUUAGAUGGGCAUCUAGGUCCUUGAACCUCUUCUGGUGUUGGACCAAUCACCAAAUUUUCCAGGUUUCUUGUUGAUAGGAAUUUCCUAGAUAGCACAUCUAUUGUUCCCCUUGUUUUCGGAACCAUGGUAGACAAAAGAAGAAGCUUU
Molecule: messenger RNA, 3541 nt
Organism: Syzygium oleosum
Lineage: Eukaryota; Viridiplantae; Streptophyta; Magnoliopsida; Myrtales; Myrtaceae
Exons: 23
Coding region: 85-2631 (848 amino acids)
Biological process (GO): negative regulation of DNA recombination; mismatch repair
Molecular function (GO): mismatched DNA binding; ATP hydrolysis activity; ATP binding
Source: RefSeq, a predicted model, not a curated record